AACACAAAUGCUCCAACGCGCGCACAAAUUGUGGGGGCGGCGCGUAAGCCAGGAUGGCUCUACCGCUCUAGUAGCUUCCAGAAUGUAGAAGAUGGUUUGUAGUAGUUUCUAGGCCUUCUCCUGCCCUUUCCUCUCCAGAUGUCUCUCUUGGCUUAACAAAAGGACACUCCAGCACUCUCUUUGUACACAACAGAACAACAAAGGCCGAGCGAGAAAGAUCAGACUCUGAUUAAUCAACAACUUGCAGCGAUACAGUUCAAUCUUCAUCAAUCACUCUUUCACAUCUCCUGCGUAUAUUGUUCGUGCAAGUCUUCAUAGUAAUACCAAGAAGCAACAAUGAAUCCCGAUAAGUUCACUCACAAAACCAAUGAGACUCUUGCGGGGGCUCAUGAACUAGCAAUCAACUCUGGUCAUGUACAAUUUACUCCCCUCCAUAUUGCUGUUGCUUUGAUCUCCGACCCCAAUGGCAUUUUCUGCCAAGCAAUUGCAAAUUCUGGUCUAGGUGAAGAGUCUGUGAAGGCUGUUGAGAGGGUUUUCAAACAAGCGAUUGAGAAAAUCCCAUCUCAGACCCCUCCCCCUGAUGAAAUUCCUGCCAGUACCUCUCUUAUUAAGUUGAUCCGGCGAGCCCAAUCCUAUCAGAAAACAGUAGGUGACUCUCAUCUAGCCAUUGAUCAGUUGAUUCUCAGCCUUAUUGAAGACUCACAAAUUAGUGACCUCUUUAAAGAAGCUGGGGUGAGUGCUUCAAGAGUGAAAUCUGAGGUUGAGAAGCUUCGCGGAAAGGAAGGAAAGAAGGUUCAAAGUGCUUCUGGAGACGCUACUUUCCAGGCUUUGAAGACCUAUGGACGCGAUCUUGUGGAGCAGGCAGGGAAGCUAGAUCCUGUCAUUGGCCGGGAUGAGGAGAUCAGGAGAGUUAUUAGGAUCCUUUCAAGAAGAACCAAAAACAAUCCGGUUCUUAUUGGAGAGCCAGGUGUGGGUAAAACAGCCGUGGUGGAAGGCUUAGCUCAGAGGAUUGUAAGAGGGGAUGUCCCAAGCAAUCUUGCUGAUGUGAGGCUUGUUGCAUUGGAUAUGGGUGCCUUGGUUGCUGGAGCCAAGUACAGAGGAGAAUUUGAGGAGAGAUUGAAAGCUGUUUUAAAAGAAGUGGAAGAGGCUGAAGGGAAGGUAAUCUUGUUUAUUGAUGAAAUUCACCUUGUUCUUGGGGCUGGUAGAACUGAGGGUUCUAUGGAUGCUGCCAACCUGUUUAAGCCUAUGCUUGCUAGAGGUCAGUUACGGUGCAUUGGGGCUACAACCCUUGAGGAAUACAGGAAGUAUGUGGAGAAAGAUGCUGCAUUUGAGAGACGUUUCCAGCAAGUUUAUGUUGCGGAGCCUAGUGUUCCUGACACAAUAAGCAUCCUUCGGGGACUAAAGGAGAGGUAUGAAGGUCAUCAUGGUGUUCGAAUUCAGGAUCGAGCUCUUGUUUUUGCUGCCCAGCUAUCCAGUCGAUACAUUACUGGGCGUCAUCUUCCAGACAAGGCAAUUGACCUAGUUGAUGAGGCUUGUGCAAACGUGAGAGUUCAGCUCGAUAGCCAGCCUGAAGAGAUUGAUAACCUUGAAAGGAAGAGGAUUCAGUUAGAAGUUGAACUUCAUGCUCUUGAAAAGGAGAAGGACAAAGCUAGCAAAGCCCGUUUAGUUGAAGUUCGGAAAGAGCUUGAUGAUUUGAGAGACAAACUACAGCCUUUGAUGAUGAAAUAUAGGAAGGAGAAAGAAAGAAUUGACGAGAUUCGGCGGCUUAAGCAGAGGCGAGAGGAGCUCAUUUUUGCUUUGCAAGAGGCAGAGAGAAGGUACGAUUUGGCGAGAGUUGCUGAUUUGCGGUAUGGAGCAAUUCAAGAAGUGGAAGGUGCCAUUGCGAAACUUGAAGGAAGCGCUGAAGAAAAUUUAAUGUUAACGGAGACUGUUGGACCAGAACAUAUUGCUGAAGUGGUAAGCCGCUGGACUGGCAUACCCGUUACAAGGCUUGGCCAGAAUGAGAAAGAGAGGUUGAUUGGACUUGCAGAGAGGUUGCAUACGAGAGUGGUUGGACAAGACCAAGCUGUUGAUGCCGUAGCAGAGGCUGUGCUGAGGUCAAGAGCUGGAUUGGGAAGGCCACAACAGCCAACUGGUUCAUUCCUUUUCUUGGGUCCAACUGGGGUUGGUAAAACUGAGCUUGCCAAGGCUCUUGCUGAGCAACUUUUUGAUGAUGAUAAUCUCCUGGUAAGAAUGGAUAUGUCAGAGUACAUGGAGCAGCAUUCAGUUUCAAGGUUAAUUGGUGCUCCCCCUGGAUAUGUUGGGCAUGAAGAAGGUGGACAACUCACAGAGGCAGUGCGGCGGAGACCAUAUAGUGUUGUGCUAUUUGAUGAAGUAGAGAAGGCUCACAUUUCUGUUUUUAAUACCCUUCUUCAAGUUCUGGAUGAUGGGAGGUUAACAGAUGGUCAGGGUCGUACUGUGGACUUCAGCAAUACAGUGAUCAUCAUGACUUCGAACCUUGGAGCAGAGCAUCUCUUGGCGGGAUUAACAGGCAAAUAUACAUUGGAAAAAGCUCGGGAAUGGGUCAUGCAAGAGGUUAGGAAGCACUUCAGGCCUGAACUGCUAAAUCGGCUGGAUGAGAUUGUGAUAUUUGAUCCACUUUCACAUGAACAACUUAGGAAAGUUGCCAGGUUACAAAUGAGGGAUGUUGCAAGCCGCCUGGCUGAAAGGGGUAUUGCCUUGGGUGUGACUGAUGCAGCUUUGGACUAUGUCCUGGUAGAGAGUUAUGAUCCGGUUUAUGGAGCAAGACCUAUCAGAAGAUGGCUGGAGAAGAAGGUGGUGACGGAAUUGUCAAAAAUGCUGAUAAGGGAGGAGAUAGAUGAGAACUCGACUGUGUAUGUUGAUGCUGGGCCAAAUGGGAAUGGUUUAGUGUAUCGGGUUGAAAAGAAUGGAGGACUUGUCAAUGCAGCCACAGGCAGAAAGUCGGACGUAUUGAUACGCAUACCCAAUGGACCGAAGGAUGAUGCUGCUCAAGCAGUGAAGAAGAUGAAAAUUGAGGAAAUGGAUGAGGAAGAUAUGUUCGAGUAAAUAGAUCGUUUGUUUAAGGAAAAGCGGGUUAUGGUCGCUGCUGAUCUAAGUUGUAGUGUUUGGUUAGAUUUCUGUUGCUGUGUAUCUUUUAUGUAAAUUUUGAUAUUUGAAGUGCCCAUAGUGAAUGGGGGUUUACCACCCCAGUUUGUUUUCCAAGUUAAAUAUGCCAUUUGAUGAUCCAAAAUUUUGGAACCA
Molecule: messenger RNA, 3261 nt
Organism: Malania oleifera
Lineage: Eukaryota; Viridiplantae; Streptophyta; Magnoliopsida; Santalales; Ximeniaceae
Product: chaperone protein ClpB1
Exons: 7
Coding region: 337-3066 (909 amino acids)
Biological process (GO): cellular response to heat
Cellular component (GO): cytoplasm
Molecular function (GO): ATP binding; ATP hydrolysis activity
Source: RefSeq, a predicted model, not a curated record